AUGAAGGUUUUUGCUUUUAAAUAUGCUCCCGUUUUUGUCUGCCUUCUAGCUCUAUUUAUAAUUUGUGAGAUUGUAAAUUAUUCUGAAGGAUUUCCAACGGGAACAUUGUUUCGAGAGAAACGGGCCAAUGGUGGAAACGGAAAGUCUUUAUCCAAGCAGGAGAAUAAGCUUGGAGGUAAAAAGAAAUCCUUCAAGAAAAAUGGAAGUGGCGGGAUUGUUGGAACACUUAAAAAUGCGAAAAAAAGUUUAGACAAUAAAAGUAUUAGUGGAACACAGGCAGUAGGAUUAACGGCGUUAGGUGUAGGUCUUGGAACGCUUGUCGGGACUGUAGCUGGUAGGGGCAUAGAAAAGGACCAGCAAGGAUUUAUGCAACAACAAUAUAAUGGUGGUGGAGGAUUUGUUCCUAAUUAUCCGCAACCUGCAAUUAUGCCGCAACAAUUUAUGCCCCCACCAAUGCCUUGUUACUAA
This is a messenger RNA of Meloidogyne enterolobii, 468 nucleotides long. NCBI's taxonomy places the organism in Eukaryota, Metazoa, Nematoda, Chromadorea, Rhabditida, Meloidogynidae. The record is from the annotation of a GenBank genome assembly.